UGCUUGAUUGAAUUAUGCGAUGUAUUUGAGGCGCUACAUAAUUCAUCGCAUCGCACGUUAAUUAAUAUAUUAGUUGUCUAAGUCGGGCGGAUUCAUUUCAAGCGCAUCGUCCAUGGGCAACUAACGCGACGCGUAGCGAAUAGUAAUCGAUACACGAUCUCUUUGACGCGAGGCUUUCGAAUGAAAAUUAUUGUAUAUUCGAUUACAUUUCGCGCUCGCGCAGUGCAGCGUUGAUUUUCUCUUAUUCUCGAUCGAUCUCAUCUUCUGUGUUAUAAAGCUCAAAUACUUGUGAAGUGCUUCGUCCGUCAAUUACUUGAAAUAUUUCUUUUUCAAUCCCGUGUCGAUUCUUUUGUUUUUCUAUUCGAGUCAGUGUGGCGAAAAAUCCAAAAGUAUACAGUAGCAGAAAAGCGUUGGCGCGUUGACGCUUCUAAACGACGCCACGAUGACGAUCAUAACGCGCAUAAAUCGGUUGACAUGUAAUGGCGCGUCGCGCACACGUCGUCGAGUUUAGAGCGUGGCAUCCCGACUAGACGUUCGUUCGUUAAAGCGUAUAACGCAUCUGCUAUAUUGUAUGCAUAGCAGCAGCAGCAGCAGCGCGUCGUCGCACUAAUGCGUAGAUAAUAGCACGGAAGAGAUUGUUACGAAAGACAUUUUGAUUGAACGUCUAAAGUUACGUUCCCUCGAUCUUUUUUUUUUUUUUUUUUUGUUCAUAUUCUCUCUCUUCCUUUUCUUUCGUUGAUUUUUUUCGUCAUCGUUUCACCAUUGUUCAGCGCGGCAGCCCCGCGUCAAAUCCGGUGGACCCACGGGGGGGCUUGGAGAUAAUUAGCUGCAGCAGCAGUAGCAGCCUCGCGCGCGUUGGGAUCGACGAAUAGGUAGUCGCUCGUGGUGCGAGGUACUUGGAGCAGCUUCGUGCCUCUGAGGAACGAGAGAAUCUCCCUCGUCGAAUGGUAUUUUAAUUUUUUUCGUGUUUUUGGUUGUUAUUUUUACAGAAGAUGGAUGGUCAAAAGUCCGUUUUGGAGGGCGAGAGGGUCGAUCGUCCUGGCGACUCCUUUUUCUCGGUCCUGGCGAAAACCGUACGGGAUGCACCGAACAACAAGGCAAUCAUUUAUACAGACGUCGCUGGAAACUGCAAAACGAUCUCGUACCAGCAGCUGCGCGACGCGUCGAAUCGCAUCGCCAAAUUCCUCAAAAAGCAGGCGGGCGCGAAGAAGAAUAAAAUAAUCGCCGUGUCGCUGAGGCCCAGCGAGCUGCUGCCCGUGAUUCUCCUGGCCGUGAUGAAGAGCGGCUGCGCCUACCUGCCGAUCGACGUCGAUUUCCCGGCCGAUCGGAUCAGGCACAUUCUGCGCGACUCCAAGGCUGCCUUCUGUAUAACCGAUAACGAAGUUGAGCCGAUAAUUAGCAGCGAGGUGCUCACCAUUUCUGUCAAGCGGAUAUUAAUAGAGCUGGAAAACGAGACGAAGGACUUCCAAGUCGAGAACGAAGAAAGCACGAAUAUAGCCAUUGUCUUGUACACCUCGGGCAGCACGGGAACGCCGAAAGGCGUCAAGCUGCCGUACUCCGCGCUCAUGAACAGGCUCGAGUGGCAAUGGAGGCAGCUGCCUUACGGGCCCAGCGAGACCCGCUGCAUCUGCAAGACCGCCUUGACGUUCGUCGACAGCGUUUCCGAAAUCUGGAGUCCUCUGUUGCAGGGACGAACGCUGGUCGUGGUGCCCAAGAUAGUGACGAAGAAUCCGGAGAAAUUCAUCGAAUUGCUCGAUGAAUACGAGAUUCAGCGAAUCGUUUUAGUACCGUCUCUGUUGAAGUCUAUGCUCGCUUGCUUGAACUUCCAGAAAAACAAGGAAAAUCUCAAGAAUCUAAAUCUGUGGGUCUGCUCGGGCGAGACGCUGAUCCCAUCCGUGGUCGAGGACUUUUUCAAUCACUUUGACGACGGACGCAAAACCAUCGCCAACUUUUACGGCAGCACGGAGAUCAUGGGCGACGUUACCUUCUACCUGAUCAGAAAAGGCGACGAGUUUUUGAAACGAAAUUUAGUGCCGAUCGGACGUCCGUUGGAUAAUUGCGUGGCUUACAUAGUCGACGAGCGGCUGAACUUAGUGCCAAGCGGGGAAAUCGGCGAGCUAUUGAUAGCCGGCAAAAAUCUGGCCGAGGGUUAUCUCAACGACUCCAAUCAUCACAAGUUUACCAAAAAUCCGAUCGACACGAAUAGCAGUGAAUAUUCAAAAGUAUUUCGAACCGGCGAUUAUGCAAAAAUCCAGGCGGGUCAAUUAUUGUACGAGGGCAGACAGGAUACUCAGAUCAAAAUUCGCGGCAACAGGGUCGACAUCACGGAAAUCGAAAAAGUCGUGCAGAAACUGGAAGAAGUCAGGGAGGCCGUCGUUCUGGCUUGCGACACGACCAGCUCCGAAAAGGUAUUGUUGUGCUUCAUUGUUACGAGCAAGUCGGAUGUACGCGUCGAAGACGUCAAUUCCAAACUCGAGAAGUCCUUGAUAUCGUACAUGAUUCCGCAAGUCAUUAUCGUCGAAAGUCUUCCCCUUUUGACGAAUGGAAAGACCGAUCGGCAACAAUUGUUGAAAUUGUACAGAUCCAUGAACGAGAGCAAAGAGACCGAUUUCGACUUCAGCGAUGUGCCGAAUUCCGAAUUGAGAAAAGCUCAAGUUCUCUAUCACAUUUUGGCAUCGGUCGUUGGCUUGAAGGACAAGGCGAAAAUCAAUUUACAGUCCAAUUUUUAUGAGCUGGGUGGAAACUCGUUGAAUUCGGUUUACAUGGUACUGAAAUUAAGAGAAAAAGGAUUCUUCAUCGGUAUUACUGAUUUUAUCAUCGCCAAAUCGAUCGGAGAAAUUUUGUCAAAAUUAAGCAGCGAUAAGGAAUCGGAGAAUCAAGAAUCGGAUAAGAGCAAGGAGUUUCAGAUGGAAAUGUUGAACGACAGUCAUAAAAACGAAGUUAUCGAAAUGAUAACCGAAAGUUUCAUCACCAAAGCCGACCUUGAGAGGUGGUUACUUCCCGACAUAAAACACGAGGACUACAGUGUCUUGAUGCAUGAAUUAUGGGUUCCACUCGUUGAAAAAAACCUCAGCUUCAUUAUAAAAUCGACGAAAGACAGCAAGAUGCUAUCCGUGGCUCUGAACUUCGACGCGCGUGACGAGCCCGAGGUGCACAUCGACUCCAAACUCUCCAUUAUCUUCGACUUUUUGGAGUCGAUCGAGGCGCCGGUGCGCGAGGGUAAACUGCCCCAGGGCAAAGGGCAGAUCUUUCACACGUUCAUGAUGGCGACGAGCAACGAUCUCAGCCCGGCGGAAAAUGUCAUCAUGAUGAGACUCAUGGAGGAAAAAUGCCUCGAGGUGGCCAAGACAAAUAACUUCGCUGGAAUUUUAACGACGAACACGAGUCCACUGACACAGCAACUCGGUACGGAUGUUUUUAAAUACGACGUCAUGUCGGACUACCAAGUCAAUCGAUACGUUGCACCGGACGGCACGAAACCCUUUGGAGAAGCCGAGGACAGUCAAAGGGCUGUCGUUUCUUGGAAAAAAAUAGAAUACUCUUGAGUUAAAAGAAAAGAAGAAGAUAUUUUUAUAGUAUUAUUACAUGAUGAGAUUCGAUCUAUUUUACUGUUAACAUAAUUUACCUGCAA
Trichogramma pretiosum is the source of this 3631-nucleotide messenger RNA. It is a transcript of the gene e, whose product is annotated as dimodular nonribosomal peptide synthase. NCBI's taxonomy places the organism in Eukaryota, Metazoa, Arthropoda, Insecta, Hymenoptera, Trichogrammatidae. The record is from RefSeq and is a predicted model, not a curated record. The transcript has 12 exons. The coding region runs from base 993 to 3545 and encodes 850 amino acids.